AUGGGAUUACCGUCAGUACCACGACACACGAUGAAGGUGAUUCUCCUAUUGGCAGGAGUGGCAGUAGCACUAUGUGCCGUCCCACCCGUGGACCAGCGCCGGCCACAUGUUCACAUGAACGAUGAUGGCAGCUACUUCUUGACCAACGAUGGACCUUCUGGACCCCACUAUGUGGGCCACAUCGGUCGUGGUGCUGUACAGGGCAAUGACAAUGGUGUGACGUUUGACGUGCAAGCCUCUGGAGAGACGUGGAGAGGCGGCCUCAAGAUCAGUGUGACCUGGACUGGUCCCGCCGACGUCGUGUUCCAGGACUGCAUCGAUUUUGGCAACAGCCAAUGGUUCGCUGGUCCCGAACAGAAGCAGCAAUACUGGCCCAUCCAGAAGUCGUUCCUCAAGAAAUACUCUGCCGUGUCCAAAGAGGAAGACAAUGCCGCCGUGGGCGAACGUUACUGGCUCAACUCCGACGGCAUGUACAUCUACGUCGCCCCCGAAGUGCCACUCUUCAUCGACUACCACAACGAGCUUGAGAACCAUCUCUGUCUGAUCGCCGAAGUCGCUGACCCCUACUCCACAAGGAGAACCGAAAAUGUCCUCAAAUACGACCUCUGGUUCUUUGAGAACCCUAAAAUUGCCCACCAACACGCUGUAGACAACUACCUCGGCAAGCCAUCUGGUGUUCCCGACUAUAGGAUGAUCCAGUACCCUAUCUGGUCUACUUGGGCACGUUACUCCAGGGAAAUCGAUCAGGACAAUCUCUGGGCUUUCGCCAACGAGAUUAAGGACAGUGGUUUCCCUAACGCUCAGUUUGAAAUCGACGAUCUUUGGGAAGUCUGCUACGGUUCCCUGUUUGUAG
This is a messenger RNA of Spodoptera littoralis (African cotton leafworm), 853 nucleotides long. Lineage: Eukaryota; Metazoa; Arthropoda; Insecta; Lepidoptera; Noctuidae. The record is from the annotation of a GenBank genome assembly.